AAUGUGGCACCUUAGAUCAUACCGGCGAGUAACAGACGGACGGUUUUGGAGGCAGGACAAGAUGAUGUUUUUAGGGGAGCAGAGCUGUUUUUAUCACCAACAAACCUAAAGAACACCCUCUAAAUAUCUCCUGUUUGCUGUCGCGUGGAAUUGUUCGGCAAUAAUCAAGAAUGUUUGGGUUGCUCCGCAUGCCUCGCUUUGUCCGGCGGUUCAUCCGUCGGAGAACCAAUAGGAUGCCUGUUGAUAAGGCAAUAAAGAUGAAAGAGAGGUUUUCUUUAGCAUAUGCCUUCUUUGCAUGGAACAUGUUUGGUAUCCUGGCAUACAUGAUGUACAAAGGCAAACUGACAAAGGUUGAAGAUGGAAAUGAAGAAUCCCAAGGUCGCCAGUUUGUGAAGAUGCUUCACCUUAAAAAUGUAACUCUUCAUGAAAUCAAGGGCAUAAAUUAUGUACAGAAAUAUGACCUCAAUGAAGAAGCAGCUCAUGAGACUGGUGUUCCAGAGACUGGUGUCACUAAUGAAGACCAAGAACAGUUUCAAGAGGAAUCUGAGUUGAAAGACUCCCUGUGAUGUGUUUGUAAAGACAAUGAAGGAUGUGAAAAAUUUGAAAAUUUGACUUGUGAAUUUGUGGAGAUAUUGAUAUAAACUAUUCACUAAGCUGUACAAUUCUGGCAUUAGAAAGUUGUUAGAAUCCCUGAGCUGCAAAAUUCCUACUUUGUUAUUUGUACUUAAUACUUUCGAGUUUUGUAGAAAGGGACACACCUUGAACAUGAUGAGGUGCUAUCAAGCAGCAAGACUUGCAGGAAGGCAUCUGCACAGGCUGUGCACUCAUCAUUGGAAUUUCCCUACAAAGACAGGAAAAGUUCUAUUUUCUUGUAGCUCAGAACUUUCUGAAGAGGAAGUAUUUUCAGCCCUAUAUAUUCCUGGAAGUAGAGCAACAACUGCUGAUGGUGUUGUUACCCCAUAUCUGGACUUUUCUAAGCAGUUUGAAGAUGUUGCCUUGCUUGAGCACUCUGUCACUCAGCGUUGUAUGAAUAUAGAUGUAAAUGGAAUUGCAAGAAAGUGGUCAGAGUGGAAGGAAUUAGAAAAGCUUAGAUCAGAUCUUGAGGAGAAAAAGGCAACACUGACAAAAGCUGUGAAAACAUUGCAAAAGAAUAAAAAAGAUAAAGAACAAGUAAAUGUGCUAAAGGAACAUGGAAAGAAAAUAAGAAAUGAAGCAAAGGCUUUGACACAAAAAAUUUGGGACUUGGAAGAGGUAGCUGUUAUUGGUGCUCUUAGCCUUCCCAAUAAUCUCCAUGAAUCUACUGGCACCAAUGAUAAAUUAUUUUUCAGCCUAUCCAAGAAACCAGUCUUUAGUUUUCAUCCUAAAAGCCACAUAGAUUUGGGGUCAACAUCAGAGGAGCUGGAAAUUGUUGAUAAUUCACCCACAGCUUAUUAUCUCAAGAACAGACUUGCUUUACUUGAACUUGUUUGUAAUGAUUAUUUUUUGUCUACAAUGAAUAACCAAGGUUUCUCAAUGAUGUCAAACUCAGAUUUUGUUAAGGCUGCCAUUAUGGAAGGCUGUGGCAUCCAUUCCAGGGACAGACCUCAGCAUAACAGAUUAUCUACAGGUGCAGGGCAUGACACAACCCCUUUGCAUCUUGUAGGAGGAGGAUCAUUACAAGCUUUCUCUGCAUAUUUCACCAAGCAGAUUAUUGAAAAGAGUGACCAUCUACCUAUAAAGGUGAUCACAACUGGUCGUAAUUACAGUUCAUCUGGGCCAUCUAGCUUGACACACCCUGGCUUGUUAGGAUGUAGACAGUCGUCAGUAGUUGAUGGAUUUGUACUGUACGAGGAUGUAGGAGUGCAAGAAAAGACGUUAUUGCAGGACGCCAUGGUGAUGGUGACUGAAUGUUACCUUCACUUAGGGGUUCAUUUCCAGAUGGUCCAGUAUUCUGCAAAAAAACUGGAUGUGCAUGAAUCUGCAGCAGUAGGUUUCCUGAUGUUUUCUCCCCACACAGGCCAAUACCAUGAGGUAGCGAGGAUAUCUCUGUGUGGUGAUUACAUUAGUAGGAGGUUAUGGACACUUUGUAGAAAAGAUAAGUCUGCAAGUUUUGUAUCCAUGCUACACAUUCGAGCUUGUCAUACUGCUCACCUGUUGGCUCUCUUGAUGGAGAAUGGCCAGGAGGAGAACGGUACUUACAGGCUUCCUGGAUGCCUUCAGUCUGCUGUUGAUUCAUUUUAGGAUAUGAGAGUUGUAGUAAAAUAUUGUCAAUAAGGCCAUGUUAUAAGGCAUACAUAAAACUCCUAAGGCAUGAUGAUAACCAUAGUAACUUUGGACUGUACAGGUUGGGGAGAUGCCAUGAGACUGCUAAGUUUAAUUCAUGAAUUAUGGAGUAUCUUAAAAUUAAUAAACCAUUGCAUGACCAAGAUUUGUAAACUGAGGUUUCUCACAUGGAAAGCAAAGGUGUCAUGAUCCUGUAAGAUCACAGAGGACAACAAACAACUUUGAGCCACUGUCAGAUUAAUUUGUAACUGAAUGCUUUUUUUCAUAUUUGUUCUUCCAUCAUAUUUUCACAGCUAUUGGCUCAGUUUAUAUACUGUUUGCAGUUUGCUUGGUAUAUUCAUCAAUUCAAAUGCCACCCUCUCCUCCAAACACACACACACACACACGCACACACACACACACACACACACACACACACACACACACACACACACACACACACACACACACACACACAUGCAUGUUACCUGAAACUGACUGCAGUCAAAUCCAUGUCUUGAAGAGAGAACUCUCCUUAUUCUUUAACUUGAGAAAUACUAACUAUUUGUACAUAAAUGUACAUAAAUACAGAACUAUGAAAGUU
Molecule: messenger RNA, 2845 nt
Organism: Scylla paramamosain (green mud crab)
Lineage: Eukaryota; Metazoa; Arthropoda; Malacostraca; Decapoda; Portunidae
Product: serine--tRNA synthetase-like protein Slimp
Exons: 4
Coding region: 171-566 (131 amino acids)
Biological process (GO): seryl-tRNA aminoacylation
Cellular component (GO): mitochondrion
Molecular function (GO): serine-tRNA ligase activity; ATP binding; tRNA binding
Source: RefSeq, a predicted model, not a curated record